Messenger RNA from Oncorhynchus masou masou (cherry salmon), 10119 nucleotides. RefSeq names its product centrosomal protein of 192 kDa-like. Gene Ontology annotation, cellular component: pericentriolar material; centriole; cytoplasm. Gene Ontology annotation, molecular function: protein kinase binding. The record is from RefSeq and is a predicted model, not a curated record. The transcript is spliced from 44 exons. NCBI's taxonomy places the organism in Eukaryota, Metazoa, Chordata, Actinopteri, Salmoniformes, Salmonidae. Gene Ontology annotation, biological process: centrosome-templated microtubule nucleation; protein localization to centrosome; centrosome duplication.
UCUACGGGGCGGCUGGCCUUCACCAACCUGGUUAAUAGGGACUUUAUGGAUCUAAAGGUCCGAUCCCUCCCAGGCACCGUGGACGACCAGAGUCUGGCCAGUGACGGAGCCGACAGCGACCGCUUCAGUGGGAGUGUCUCCAGCUUCCUGGCCAAUGAGAAGCUCAUGUCUGUGGACAGCAUGAACAGUGAUGUCACAGAUGACGAUGUCGACGUGAACGACCUGCAGGAUGAAGAUCUGGACCUGUACUUAAACCAUCUGGUGAACCCUGCCAUGCAGAGAGGACGGGUGGAGGGACAAGAGAUACCUGAUGCUGACCAGCCAGCCAACCAAGACUAUUCAUCUCAGCCCGGUUCUACAGAACCACAGAAGAACAGAUACCAGUUCCUGGAUGACUAUGAUCAGGCUUUCCAGAUGCCUGACGUACGGCUGGCUGCUACAGGGAUGGACUCGUGUCCCGGCAGUGAUGAGGAGGACACUGAGGAGGAGCUGGAGGCAGCUCGGAGACACACUUCUACCAGACACAGACUCCUGCUGUCCAGCACCUCCCGACAGCUGGUGGGGGAGAGCUACCGUUCCAGCUUCAGACCUGGGCUGGAGGGAGGCAGCUCUGACGAAGAAGUUUUCUCUGGGCGUAACCCUCUACCUGGGCUAGAACACCGAUACUCUGCGGAGGGCCAAGUCAUCAACACUGUAACAGGAGGAGGAGGAGACGGGAGCAGUGGGAGUGAGGAGGGAGGGAACGAUGGCGUGUCCACUCUACCCCUGUCCUCCUCGGCCCAGACCACCUACGAUGUGCUGCGGGGCCUGGGGAUCCUGGGGGCCAGCGUGCCGGGAGAGAAUGCCCAGGACCCUCACUCUCUACUGGGGCUGAGCCGGGGCAGCCUGAUGGGUGACCGCGUGGGGCCGGUGGGGACUGGAGGGACCAGCGCUGGGCCCCAGAGGAUGUCCCCUGUCAACUGGAGUAUGGCCUUAGACCGACAGGAGGCGCUGGAUGCCAUGGACAGUACAGAGUCUACGGUGGCAGGGGAGGGUCAGGGUUUCUUGGAUUCUAUAUAUCUGAGGACUGGUGCUGGACACUGGAGACCCCAGGACAUGACCUCUCACCUCCAGACCACACAGAGCAGCUUCCACCUCUCUCAGGUGCUUCCUUCGCUUAGUGAUGAAGAGGAGGAUGGGAGAGGGAGGCCUGCUGCCCUGGGGCCAAGAGGAGGUCCAUGUGGGGACUCCUCUGCAGCUCCUGGUCCUCCUGGCCUGUCAGACAUGAGUCAGGGUGAGAAGGAUCUCCUCUACAUCUCUCUGGAAGCGAAGUACCUCUCUCAGAGCUUCCAGCAGGAGGACUCCUCUCACUCUGACAGCGACUGGAACCACUGCCCCGAUAACCUGGACUUCCAACCGGCCUCUCACAGUGUGGUCUACCAGAACGAGGAGGGGAAGUGGGUGACUGAUCUGGCUUACUACUCGUCCUUUGAGAAGGAGGUGGAUGGAAACCAGCUGCCGGAGGUAGCAGACCAGUUCCAGGCUGAGGACUUUGUUCCAGGCAGUAACGCCAUAGAGAAGAUCAUAGAAGACCAGAAGGAGUUUGAGAAGGAGAACCAGUUCAUGCAAGAGGAGGUGAUGGAGCCCGCCUCCACCAGUCCAGGUUUCCUAUCUGACACGUCCUGGAGACUCCCAGCCAGCAGCCACAUCCUGAUGAGGGCCAGCCAGGUGUCCCAGGAGCUGGACAGAGGGAACCAGAGCUACCUCCGUCUGUCUCUAGGGACCUUCUUCCAGCAGCGCUCUGAGGCCCUGGGCUGUCUCGGGGACGACCGGGAGGACGAUACAGUCAAACGGCCGUCGUUUGGUUACGUCAUCACCUCUCCAGAGAAGAGGGAACCGUUUCCUCUGAUUCAACCGUCAGACUUCCUCUCUCAGGACAGCUCGGUCCACAACGACACCCGCACACACACUGACCACGACCGCACCAUGAACACGGAGGACUUGGACAAGACUGUGGAGGCAGAUCCAGACAGGGUGUCACCUACAGGAGAUGACGAGCCAGAGCCUUGUGAAUCAGACUCUUCCUCCCUCCCUGAGGCCCUGCUCUCCCCCAGCCAGACUCUUCCCUCAGCUUCCCCCCUCCCUGAGGCCCUGCUCUCCCCCAGCCAGACUCUUCCCUCAGCUUCCCCCCUCCCUGAGGCCCUGUUCUCCCCAAGCCAGACUCUUCCCUCACCCUCCCCCUCCCUGAGGCCCUGCUCUCCCCCAGCCAGACCCUUCCCUCACCCUCCCCCCUCCCUGAGGCCCUGCUCUCCCCAGCCAGACUCUUCCCUCAGCCUCCCCCUCCCUGAGGCCCUGCUCUCCAGCCUGGGCCCCGGCACAGACCAGUCCAGCCUCAUGUUGUCUAUCAGCACCAUUGCCUCGGCCAUCGCUGAUGCCUCCCUCUCCUCAGAGCCCUCCCAGCUGGCUGCCAUGAUCAUGGAGCUGUCCAAGAGGAGUAGGGUACAGAGGCAACACCAGGAAGGUGUGCCGAGUCCACCGCCAGCCGCUGUCCUGGAAGAGCAAACACUCAGCCCUAACCAGGUUCAACUGGACCAGCCCAGCCCUAACCAGGUUCAACUGGACCAGCCCAGCCCUAACCAGGUUCAACUGGACCAGAGAAUCCUGCUGGAGACUCUACAGAGGAGCCAGUGUGCCGGGGACCUGCUGGAGACUCUACAGAGGAGCCAGUGUGCCGGGGACCUGAGUGCCUUCGACAUUGAAAAGUACCUGAAGCAGACCGAGGUAUUCACCAGCAGCGACAGUGACCAGUCAGGCUCCUCCCACUACACUGUUGACUUCCUCGGCUGGGCUGACAGCCUCAACUCCUCCCACAGGAAGUCCCAGGCUGCAUCACUUGUUGUUACUGUGGAGAACGAGAGCUCGGGUUAUCAACACCAGGCUACCGAAUACCAGGCUAACACCAAGGGAGAUAUCUCCUCUGGAGUAGAGGCUAAGGCAGGUUUGACACAAGGUUACCCUGCUGCUAUGACCCGUCCAGUCUCUGCUGGGCCACAUCCAGGUUCUGGUCAGAGUGGAGUCGUCCCGGCGAACAAGACGGAGGCGAGGAGGAGUUCCAUCCCCCGUCCCAGGGCCAGUUCCAUUCCUACAGCCUCUGGUAACCCAGCGAGGAGGUCUGUGGGCUCUGGUCAGUUCUCCUCAACCACCAUCUCCACAGCCAAACCAGCUGCUAACAGGAAGGCUGUAGGGAAUAACAGUGAGCCCCAGCCUUCUGGUGUACUGAGCAGGAGCAACACAGAGAGUGGUGGGGCUGAACUAGGAGCAGUCCGUCCAACACCCAACACCCCAGCCCAGAAGGUAGAGGACCCCUCCGCAUCUCCUGCCCCAGGCCCUAAGACCUCCCCUGGUCUGAGGAAGGGUCUGUCAGGGCCGCUGUCCCUCAGAGACAUCACAUCCCCCUCCCAGAGAACCAGGAGGAGCACAGUGAAGACCCACGCUACAGGGAGCAGUACAACCCAGCAGGAGAAACCCAGUGGCCUGGAGAAGAGUGUUGGAGAAGCUCCUCCCAACGCUGUGGCCAAACAUGUUGGUUUUACUUCCUCGUGUCACAGCCCCCAGCCUGCUGCUGGACACCGGACGUACGAUGUGUCUCCAGGUACUCCUGUGCAUCAUGCCGGAGGACCAGAGCAGAGCCAGUGCACCUUCAGACCCUCCACCUCUCCUCUCACCCACUCCUCCCCCUCACAGACCUCCUUCCCCAGCCAAGAAGGGACUGUGUCGCCCCCCUCCCCCAGUGUAGGGGAUAGGAGACGUCCCGGUGAUCUCACUCCUCCCCGGUCUGAGUGGAGCUGUUCCAGUCCCAGCCUCAGCAGACUGACAUACAUCUCUCUGAAUGACAGCACGGCGCUCAACACAACCGGCAUCCCAACUCCUGACAGACACAAGAGUCAUGGCACCAUGUCUCUGAGCACCACUAUCAUCAGGGCCAGUCCCACCCCGCCAGUAGAAGGGGCUGAUACCCAGAGUCCUACAGGUCAAGAGCUACCUCCUCACCGCUCCACAGACGUCCUCUGCCCUCCUAGACAGUCCAAUAACCCAGAGUCUCCUCACCACUCGAACGGUCCUCGUAGUGGCUCGGUAGACCUGCGGAGUGGUUCCGGUCUGGGCUUCACACGCAGCCAGAGUGAGUGUAACUAUCACUGUGGGAACAAUAGAGACUACAACCAGCAGAAACGCCACUCUGAACCCAACUCACACCACCUCACCACGUUGGAUUCUGGCUACUCCAGCAACCUGAACAUCCAGCAGCCCAGCGGUAUGGGUGGCCAGGGGAACCAGCAGUGGUCUGGGGUCUCAGCCCAGGGGAGUGAGGUCUAUCCUGGGGCCAGGACGGGCUUCGGCCUGCCUUCCUCCGAGGACCUGUGCUACAUGCCCAUCUCCAGCUUCAAGCCCCAGGGCUCCAUGGUGGACUUGCCUCCAGGGGUCCCUAGCCUCCUGACGGGGCGCUCCCUCUUCAGUUCCCAGCUGGCACAGCAGAACCUGGGCUCGGAUGGAGCUCUACACCCUGGUCUCCCUCUGCCUGCUCCCUACCACCACAUGGCAGCAGCAGGGAACGGCCUGUAUGGUCACGCUAUGUCCUCACGGUUAGGACCCAACGUUGACCCCUCAGUCAGACACCUCCACAGCUCUGGGGGUCUGGGUGUCUCUGGGCCAGGUGGACCAGGAGGUCUGUACCACUGCUCUAACCCCCACCUCAAACCCUUGGACCCAGGACUGAUGGAGGGGAACCCGUACAACCAACACUGUGUGGCCUCGUGGUCUGACGGCAGCCUUCCUGAACCCACAGCCCAGGUCGUGAUCCCUGAGGAGCUGCGGUUCCCCCAUGCCUGCUGUGUGGGCAUCUCCUCUCAGACCUCACUGGGCAUCUUCAACCCCUCCGAGCGCUGGCAGCAGGUCUCCAUCACCGUCACCAGUCUGGCCAUCAACGGAGAGAAGGUUGAUUCAUUCCCGUACCAGUGGCUGAUAGUGAAGAACAAGACCAUCAUUGGCCCUAAGAGCACGGAGGAGCAGAAGGUGUUGUUCAUCCCACCUCAGGCCGGGGUGUACCAAGCUGUCCUCAGCGUCUCCUCCUGGCCUGCCUCCGCUGAGGCCCAGGCUGUCGCCCGCGCCGAGGUGUUCGCCAAGAGGGUGGUCCUCGUCGCCAUGGCAGAGAACCCUGCUCUGGAGGUGGAUGCGGGGAAGUGUGGCAGUCUGGACUUCGGAGACCUGGCGGGUGGCAGUGCCAAAGCUCUCCCUCUGAAGCUGCUGAACAGGACUCACGCCACCGUACCUAUUAGACUGGUUAUCAGUGCUAACGCCACGGCCUGGCGCUGCUUCACCUUCUCCAAGAGUCCCGUUGCCAUGACAGCGGAGGGCUUGCUGCAGGCGGGGACUCUGACAUCACUGGCCGCUCCGUCCGUCAUGAACCACGUGAUGCACGCCAGCUACGGAGAGAAUCCAGAGAGCUUCAUGGUUUGGGUCCACUUCCACGCUCCACAGAAGUACCAGUCCUGUUCAGGUGGUCUAGGUCCAGCUGAUGAGUACAGUGCGCGGGUGGACAUCGAGGUGGACUGUCCAGGCCCCAGUCAUGUGAUCAGGAGCGUCCCUCUCAGAGCCAGGUCUGGAACAGCCAGAGUACACGCCCCUAAAGACCUGCAGAAUGUUAACCUCUCGGCAGCAUUGGGUCAGUCCAGCACGCAGACUCUGCCUCUGAAGAACGCAGGCAACAUUGAUGUUCAGCUGAAACUCAAGAACAGCGGUGGUGAUGGCUGUUUCUCUGUGAGUCCUGUUGACCUGUGUCUGCGUGCCGGGGAGGAGCAAGGCAUUGUGGUCUCGUUCACCUCUCAGGGCGGCAGGAAGAACCGAGAGAGUGUUCUGACCAUCCUGGUGCUGCCGUCUGGUCCUCAGUAUGAGGUGGUUCUGAAGGGACAGGUGGUACCAGAGGAGGGGGUGAACCCUGCUGCCCCUGGUCCGGUCUCUGCCCUGGGCAUGGUGCCCCCCAUCCUCUCCAACAAGCAGUUUGUGGCCUGGGGGGGGGUCACGCUGGGCAGGGCUGUACAACAGAAGCUGGUUCUUCGUAAUAACUCCCCCAACACAACACAUCACCUGCGUCUGCUGAUCCGAGGACAAGACCACAGCUGUUUCCAGCUCCAGAGUAGUUUUGGACAGGAGGAGAGGUUGACCCGACACAGAGAGCUGUCCAUCCGGCCCAGGGAGGAUGUUGUUGUCCACCUGCUGUUUGCCCCAACCCGGGUGGCCUGCACCCUGUCCAAGCUGGAGAUCAAACAGUCUGGAGUACGACCCUCACAGCCUGGCAUCAAGUUCACUAUCCCCCUAUCAGGCUAUGGAGGGACCAGCAACAUUAUUCUGGAAGACCACAGGAAGCGUUCAGACGGCUACGCGGCUAUGCUAAUGGGGGUGGCAGCAGGCCAGGUCUCCAAGCUGUGUGUCUGUGUGAGAAACACUGGGUGCAGGGCUGCCUUCGUUAAGGCUGUUCCCUACUCUGACCUACACACACGCUCUGUCAUGGCCUCCUCGGACAUCAGCCUCUCUCCGUCUCAGUUCGUCCUGAAGGAGAGGACACAGGAGGUGAUCACGGUUCUGAUGAAGGUGACCCAGAGAGAGCAGACUCUGUGUCAGUCAGCUAAUGCCGUCCUGGCCACAGUCUGUCUCUUCUGUGGAGACGAGGUCUCACGACAACAGUUCAGGAGGUUGCUGCAGUCGAAGCCUGAUGCCGGCAGGAAGGUUCUGUCAGAGAACAGUUUGCUGAAAGAACUCCACUUCAACAAGAGGUUCCUGGGGGAGGAGCAGGUCCUGGAGGCCUACGAUCUGCCCCAGAGCCCCAACCAGGCCCAGUUGUUCUAUGGGAACCUGAAUAAGGUGGUGUUGUCAGUGCUGGGCAGCACAGAGACCUUGGACUCUGGAAGGACUGACCCCCAUGUCCAGCCCCCCCAAGCUGUCACCAGGAGAGGCUCAGAGGCUGACAGUGGUUUUGGGAACUCAGACCGUCACAUCAGCAACGUGUCUCUGGAUGUACUGCCUGUGAAGGGUCCUCAAGGCCCCGCGUUACCCAGGACAGAGGCCUCUGGGACGGGGACAGAAGCAGGGGACCACAGGGACUCCUGGAGCCUCCAGCCUGAACAGCUGGUCCUCACCUCUCCCACUAUCAACGGAGCCUCAAACACCAGACAUGUCCUGAUCCAGAACCACUCAUCAUCCAGAGAGCUGAGCUUUGAGUUGUCCUGGCCAGCCCACUGUCUCACUGUUACCCCUCAACAUGGAGUUAUAGAACCACAGUGCCACCUCCAGAUCCUCAUCAGUCCUAAUCCGUCCCUAGCAACCAGGACAUCCAUGUUUCCAUGGAGUGGCCAAAUCUAUGUCCAGUGUGACGAUCAACAGAAGUUCAUCAAAGUCCAGAUCCGUCAGGACCUGGCUCUGGAUGUAUCAACGGCCCCAGCAGACCGGAGCCUAGCCCCCCUUCCUCCUCAGACUGCUAGCCCCAUGCCCACCGCCAUGCUGCCCCCUGCAGGCCAACCCCCCCUGACCAGGACAGCUCCAGCCACUGUAGAGAUCAGUAACCGUACCAUCGUGUUUCCUGCCACGCCCUCAGGAGAAACCUCAGAGUCCUCUGUGGAGGUGGAGAACAGAGGAGAGCAGGUGAGGUGGUACCUGUCUUCCUUCGCCCCUCCCUAUGUGAAGGGGGUGGACGGCAGUGGGGAUGUGUACCGGGCCACCUACACAGCCUUCAGGUGUCCCAGAGUCUCUGGCACCCUGGGAGCAUACCACAAGAUGCAGGUGCCCAUCACCUUCCUGCCCAGGGACCGAGGGGACUAUGCUCAGUUCUGGGACCUGGAGUGUCACCCAGUGGCCGAGCCUCAGCACAAGACCAGGAUACGCUUCCAGCUCUGUGGCACUGGUGUGAAGGUUGGUCCAGAGGUGGCUCCUCAGGAAGCAAACUGUUCUCUGGUGAAGACUGAAGCCUUUAAGACCAGGAGAAGACCUGACCCGGUUGCAGAUGGGGGCAUGACUGGGAAGCUCAGAGCCCCAUGGAGGAGGAAGGUUCAGGAAGCUCAGAGCCCCAUGGAGGAGGAAGGUUCAGGUAGAUGUUCAGGAAGCUCAGAGCCCCAUGGAGGAGGAAGGUUCAGGAAGCUCAGAGCCCCAUGGAGGAGGAAGGUUCAGGAAGCUCAGAGCCCCAUGGAGGAGGAAGGUACAGGAAGCUCAGAGCCCCAUGGAGGAGGAAGGUUCAGGAAGCUCAGAGCCCCAUGGAGGAGGAAGGUUCAGGAAGCUCAGAGCCCCAUGGAGGAGGAAGGUUCAGGAAGCUCAGAGCCCCAUGGAGGAGGAAGGUUCAGGAAGCUCAGAGCCCCAUGGAGGAGGAGGAGGAAGAUGUUCAGGAAGCUCAGAGCCCCAUGGAGGAGGAAGGUUCAGGAAGCUCAGAGCCCCAUGGAGGAGGAAGGUUCAGUCAGGAGGGGGCUCUGUGUAGGGGUGUAUACGCCCCCAUGACCACUACUCAUUCCCCCUACCAGGGUGGGGGAGACCAGCACACUGAAGGUCAACAUGAGAAACAACUCCUUGGAAACGCAUGUGCUGGUGUUCCUAACCCCUAAAGAGCCCUUCCACAUCAAGCAUUACAAAUAUUCCCUCAGAUCCCAACGCUACAUCCACCUGCCAGUCCAGUUCAAGCCGGUUGUAACUGGCAACCACUCCAGCCUGCUGUUGGUUCAGACGGAUACCAGUGGAAACAUCGCUAUCCAGCUGACUGGUGAGGCCCUGCCCUGACUGGCCAAGAGGACUGCUGGUCUGGGUCAGUGAGGACUGCUGGUCUGGGUCAGUGAGGACUGCUGGUCUGGGUCAGUGAGGACUGCUGGUCUGGGUCAGGGAGGACUGCUGGUCUGGGUCAGGGAGGACUGCUGGUCUGGGUCAGGGAGGACUGCUGGUCUGGGUCAGGGAGGACUGCUGGUCUGGGUCAGGGAGGACUGCUGGUCUGGGUCAGGGAGGACUGCUGCUCUGGGUCAGUGAGGACUGCUGGGUCACUGCAUCUGUAGUGUGGCCCGUACUGGAGCACUGCUAAAGGUCAUAUGGAAGAAUGAACUAUGAAGCCAUUGUCCAAUAUGGCACCCUAAUCUCUAGAUAGAGCACUGCUUCAGGCCCGGCAACGUCUCAUUGGUUCCACUCCUGGCAACGUCUCAUUGGUUCCACUCCUGGCAACGUCUCAUUGGUUCCACUCCUGGCAACGUCUCAUUGGUUCCACUCCUGGCAACGUCUCAUUGGUUCCACUCCUGGCAACGUCUCAUUGGUUCCACUCCUGGCAACGUCUCAUUGGUUCCACUCCUGGCAACGUCCCAACGUCUCAUUCAUAUAUCCUAUCCCCUGGGGGUCUGCAUGGAGCUAGCAGACUACAGCUCUAUAUCCUAUCCCCUGGGGGUCUGCAUGGAGCUAGCAGACUACAGCUCUAUAUCCUAUCCUCUGGGGGUCUGCAUAGAGCAGACUGCAGCUCUAUAUCCUAUCCCCUGGGGGUCUGCAUGGAGCUAGCAGACUACAGCUCUAUAUCCUAUCCUCUGGGGGUCUGCAUAGAGCUAGCAGACUACAGCUCUAUAUCCUAUCCUCUGGGGUCUGCAUAGAGCUAGCAGACUACAGCUCUAUAUCCUAUCCCCUGGGGGUCUGCAUGGAGCUAGCAGACUACAGCUCUAUAUCCUAUCCCCUGGGGGUCUGCAUGGAGCAGACUACAGCUCUAUAUCCUAUCCUCUGGGGGUCUGCAUAGAGCUAGCAGACUACAGCUCUAUAUCCUAUCCUCUGGGGGUCUGCGUAGAGCUAGCAGACUAGAAACAUUUGACUGAAUUUGAUGCCCAGUACAACUUGAAGAGUUGGCAUGGCUGGUGUCAUGUGACAGGGUUUAUAUGGGGUUUUGGUCAGUGGACCUACUGAUGAACUUUUCAGAGUAACCUCAGUGCUGGGCCAGGAGGAGGUUUUCCACCAUCAACUCAAUCAUUGUUCCCUACUUUGGUUUUUUAUUAGAAAUGGCACACGCUUUUAAAAAAAAGCACAUGGUUUAUAUUUUAUGUUAUUGUGAUUUUAAAUGAACUUGAUAAAAUAAAGAUUUGUCAAACA